Molecule: messenger RNA, 466 nt
Organism: Paraglomus brasilianum
Lineage: Eukaryota; Fungi; Glomeromycota; Glomeromycetes; Paraglomerales; Paraglomeraceae
Source: the annotation of a GenBank genome assembly
CAUACACCAAAGCAACUUGAUGCUUCAACAUUACAAUCUCAAACGCUUUGAGAAAUCAGCGCAUCAAGAAUAUGGAGCAGCGCAAUUGGACAUUGGUCUUUAUUGUCAACGAGGCGUAGGCACGGGCAGUUAUGGAAGUUGGCCAAUUUGUAUCAGAAUUUCAGAUAUCCCGAACGCUACAAGUUUGAAUAUCAAAGCACACAUGGGACCGAAGAAGAUGCAACUAGGCAUUAGGAAGUCCAGAGAGAUUGAUUUUAUUUCAAAUGAAAGAGCGAGAGGCUACGGAAGGGGAUGUAUGUAUAUAAGGAGAGUUCGGCCAAUAUAUAUAAUUGCUACCACCUCGAUGUAUGAUACAGUGUUAGGAGAUGGUGAAAAUGAAGAGUAUAUUGGUGGCCGGCAAUGCUUGUAUGUCUCAUUCUCGAUCUGGGUUCUCACUUAUUUAUACUCAUUGGCGUUGAUAUACUAA